GAUACGCACGGGCCGCUUGUUCUUUCACGUGCCGUCACCCUCACAACGUCUGACAGCGGCGGGAGAGCCUACGGGAGUUACACAUUUUCAUAAAGAAAAUAGCACCGUAUUCCAUGAAAAGAAAGAAACAAGAUAAGAGAAUGUAAAUAAAUAAACUGUUAGGUAUACUGUAGUAAUCGCGCUGCCUAGUGAGUGACGUCCGGAGCUGGAGUCAUUUGGGUUAGCCGGUUAUUUCAGUGUAAGCGUCUGCUCCACGUGAGCGUUUUCAUUUUGCAUUUUUGUGUUUGACUGUUAAUACAAGUAAUGAAAGUAAAAGUACUUUGAAAACGCAAACUUGAAGGACCAAAUCGAGAUCUUGUGUCGACACCUUGGUCGAGGAAGCCAACUGCCUAAACUCCAACAGGAUGAAAGUGGAUCUACUUCCCCUUACCUUAUGCCUCCUCUGUACAGUCAUGCUGUGCAGAGGGCAGUCCACGACUAUUCCAACCUCGACUACACCUGCUCCAGGCUCAACGACACCUAAGCCAGGAUCAACUACACCCCAUCGACCAUCCACCACUCCUGUUCCAGGCCCAUCAACCAGUAUGGGGGCACCCACCAUAAUAGUAACUGACUCUCCCUCCCCAACGACUCCACCCACCCCACCGAGGGAGACCACCUCCGUCACUGGUCAGGGGGGAGGUGGGUCUGAAGGGUUUUCAGAUGGCGCCAUCGCGGGCAUCACCAUUGGUUCUAUUGCCGGCGUGGCCGCUGUUGGUGGUGGUAUCUUUGGAGUACUGAAGUACACUGGGAGAGUGUGAAAAGCAAG
This is a messenger RNA of Phycodurus eques (leafy seadragon), 808 nucleotides long. Its product is annotated as ponticulin-like protein H. The record is from RefSeq and is a predicted model, not a curated record. NCBI's taxonomy places the organism in Eukaryota, Metazoa, Chordata, Actinopteri, Syngnathiformes, Syngnathidae. The coding region runs from base 405 to 800 and encodes 131 amino acids. The transcript has 4 exons.